Acyrthosiphon pisum (pea aphid) is the source of this 2349-nucleotide messenger RNA. Its product is annotated as protein couch potato. Gene Ontology annotation, molecular function: RNA binding. Bases 884 to 1642 code for a protein of 252 amino acids. The transcript is spliced from 9 exons. The record is from RefSeq and is a predicted model, not a curated record. Lineage: Eukaryota; Metazoa; Arthropoda; Insecta; Hemiptera; Aphididae.
CCCUCGGCGUUCACAUCAGACGCAAUUCCGACACGGCGGCAGUCGUACGUUCCGCGAUCACACGCACACACCGCGACAUUUUACCUUUUACACACUGAACACACCACCUUAACCACCACCAUCACUACCACCUCCACCACCUCAGUCACCACACGUACCCAAACCCUUACAGACACACCACACACCGUUCCAAGUCCCUUUUUGUUUUUUUACGAUUGUUAUCAUUUUCGCGUAUUUUACACCGAUUAAUAAAAAAAUAAUUUAAACAUCGAUCGAUUGUCAAUCUUAGACUCAAUCUCCAUUUUUCUCUUUGACCGUCGCGUGUGUGUACACCCACCCCACAAAGAAUAUAAUUUAACACAAAUCGAAAUACCGCCGAAACGACUGUGUACGAUCGACCGUCUCCACCGACCCUGCAGUAGUGACCUGCCGUCGCCACUGAGUCUACUAACUAUCGUCUUCUUCUUAGUCGUCGUCUGGAACCGAAAGCACGAUACCACCGAUCAGCUGCUACAGGAAACCGUGCCGGUCCACGGUAGUGACCACAUGUUGGCGCUGGUAGUGGUCGUCAAGCAGCAUUACACCCACCCGGUUGAAUCGUGGAGGCCGUCGCCGUUGGAGGGUUGAAGAGGGCCCGAGGUGGUGCGUACAACGGACCGGAGGCCGCCGCCGCCACCCUCAAGAAGCUCAGACUGGACGCCGCCACAGCCGCCGCAGCCGCAGCCGCAGCCGCAGCGAUGAACAUGUCGCCAACAGGUCACACGCCACCGCUGCAAGUCCAACAACAGCAGGGACCUGGCAGCGUGUCGGUUGACGGCCAGCAGUCCGUCGUUUCUGGCAUGUGCAACAGCAUCGAUUCCGUCGGGCCCGGCGAGGAAGAGAAAUGAACAAAAAGUUUGCGCUUCGAACACGUUUUUUAGUGAGAACAUUAUUUGUCAGUGGUCUACCAAUGGACGCCAAGCCACGUGAACUGUACUUGCUGUUUCGAGCAUAUGAGGGUUAUGAAGGAUCUCUGUUAAAAGUCACAAGCAAAAAUGGCAAAACAGCUUCGCCAGUGGGUUUUGUUACGUUCCAGACACGCGCUGGCGCCGAGGCCGCCAAACAAGACCUUCAGCAGGGCGUCCGGUUCGAUCCCGACAUGCCGCAAACCAUACGGCUAGAAUUCGCUAAAAGCAACACGAAGGUUAGCAAGCCAAAACAGCCCGCCAACGCAAACGUCACGCCCAACACGCACCAAGGCCUGAUGCACCCGCUCACCGGACAUCUAGGCGCCCCAUUCUUCACCGGUGCUCCGGCAGAGUUAUGGCAUCAUCCGUUGGCGUAUGCUGAUAUGCCGACCGCAGCCACGGCCACGGCUUUACAACACGCAGCUCUUGUCCAUCCGGGACUACAUCCACAUCCUCAACAGCCGACGUUGACGCUGGGCCCACACGGCCUUCCGUUCCUGCCCUCCCCCGCACUGCCCUCGCCGCCCAACCAGCAGCAGCCCCAGCCGCCCUGUUCCACGCUGUUCGUCGCCAACCUCGGGCAGUUCGUGUCCGACCACGAGCUUAAAGACAUUUUCGCCAGGGAGUAUGCUGGCCAAAAGAAAUUGGACAACGUCAAUUUCACGUAUACUCACAUGCAGUUGAACAACACCUGACAACUACAAGAUAGACCACGAGUACCUGCCCAAGUCUAGAUAACGCGCGACACGACAAAAACAACCUACCAAAGCCCUAUAAUUGAAAAAAAAUUAAUUUAAGUCAAUUUAAAUUUGAAAAAAAUUAUUAUUGAAUAAUUAUUACUAGCUUAAAGCUUCUUAAGCUGUUGUACAAAGCAGUAACAACUUCCUUGUUCGCCUGUAGUGUGUAUAAAACAUAUUCAUCAUAUUUAUAUUAUAUAAUAUAUUAUAGUGUACCUACCUAAUUCCUAACUUUAUUCCCUAAGCUUUUAAACUAAUACCUAAAUAAUCGUCCUAUGCUUGUUUAGUGGGUAGUGUAAGAUCUUAAGACUCAUCAAAUCUGUGAUUGUUUCUCAUGUAUUUUUUUUUUUUAAUCCUAAAAAAAUUGCCUAUUCUCGUAUAGGCGUGGUUCAGAUGUUAGCAAUAAUAAUUACUAAUGACAUACAAAAAUAAAUAAAAAUGUAAGCGCGCUCAUAUACAUUCACUAAAUACAUAUCAAUAAUGCUUUGAAAGGGAAUUAACGUUAAACAUUGUAAAUAAUUUUAUAAAAGACUAAGUCUGUUGGGAUGGUCAGACGUUAACGGACUGCGUGAGGUCGAUCAAAGCGGAUCGCGCGGUCCGUAUAGCCUCGGCUGGCCCGCGGCGGCGUCCAAACCGAAAACGGUUUAGUCAAAAAAAAAAAAAAA